AUGGCCCCAAAACAGUUUCCCGAGCUUAACAAGAUCCAGGAAGAGCAAUUGAAGGCCAGUCUCCAGCAAUGGUCUCUCUCCAAUGGCUUGGUGAUGUAUCCUCCCAACUUUGACUCUUUUCAAGUAAAUGUGGCUCCAAUUACGCUAUUCCCCACACCAAUCCCUAGACAUUGCUUUGACGAUGCAGUUGCAGUACAAAAAAUAUUCAAUGAGCUCUAUAUAAACGUGGUUGCAAAGGAAACAAAGUGGCUUGUCGAGAUUCUUACUGACUUGGCACGCUUCGAUCCCGAAUUCACUGGCAGAUUGUUCAAGAUCUACCAAGAACUGAUAGCCGAUGGUGUAUUACAACCAUUAUCGUUGGGUAUUUUCAGGUCCGACUAUAUGGUGGAUGCAACGCUUGACAAGAUUAAGCAGAUCGAGUUCAACACAGUGAGUGUCUCAUUUGGUGGAUUGUCAACAAAAAUUGGAGAGCUUCAUCAAUUCUUGAAUGCUACAGGACUCUAUGAUAACAAGUACAACUACAAAUACUACGAAGACGACGAGAUAAAAGCUUCUCCUUCAGUGGACGAAAUUGCUGACGGAUUAGCAGAUGGAAAUUACUACUACAAUGAAGAGAAAAACAGCACUGGUACCAUAGUCUUGGUUGUUGUGCAGCCAAAUGAACGCAAUAGUUUUGACCAGAAAUUGGUGGAGUAUUCUCUUUUUCAAAGGCACAAAAUUCGGUCGUAUAGGGUGACAUUGGAGGAUAUUGAAUCCGAAAUCACGGUGAGCGGGGAUGGCAAAUUGUAUGUGAAGGAGACAAUGGAUGAGAUAUCUGUUGUGUAUUAUAGGUCAGGGUAUGGUCCUGGUGACUAUGACGUUAAUUCUGAAAAGACAUGGCAAGGACGGUUGAUUUUGGAAAAGUCUAGGGCCAUCAAGUGCCCUUCAAUCUUGACACAAUUAUCCGGUUCAAAGAAAGUACAACAAUUGUUGACAGACAAGAAAGUUAUCAACAAACUAUUACCAAGUAUAUCUAGCUCUGAGCUUGAGUUAUUGCUUUCGACUUUUGUGGACAUCCUCCCACUCGAUGAUGAUGAUUCAGAAGAAGGUGCUUCUUUAGCCAAGAAAUUGGCAUUUGAGGAGCCGCAGAAUUACGUUUUAAAGCCGCAGCGAGAAGGCGGUGGUAACAACAUUUAUAAGUCUGAAAUACCUAAAUUUUUAAACAAAUUGAAGAAAGAAGAGUGGGGCGCCUACAUCUUGAUGAAGUUGAUUAACCCGCAAACUUACAAGAACAAGAUCAUUAGAAACAAUGAUAUAUACCACGAAGAUAUCAUAUCGGAGCUAGGUAUAUUCGGUACCACAGUGUUCAAUGAAGAAACCGGAGAGAUUAAAACCAACAAGAAUGCUGGCUGGUUAUUGCGGUCCAAGUUUGAGACGAGCAACGAAGGAGGUGUUGCAGCCGGGUUUGGAUGCGUCGACAAUGUUUAUUUAUAUUAG
Lodderomyces elongisporus is the source of this 1476-nucleotide messenger RNA. RefSeq names its product glutathione synthase (gene GSH2). The record is from RefSeq and is a predicted model, not a curated record. Gene Ontology annotation, molecular function: glutathione synthase activity; ATP binding; glutathione binding. The transcript has a single exon. Gene Ontology annotation, cellular component: cytosol. Lineage: Eukaryota; Fungi; Ascomycota; Pichiomycetes; Serinales; Debaryomycetaceae. The coding region runs from base 1 to 1476 and encodes 491 amino acids. Gene Ontology annotation, biological process: glutathione biosynthetic process.